AUCCACUCUCCCAAAAAAAAAAAACCCAACUGUCUAGCAAUACACACCAAACUGAGCAUGUGCAGAGUGUCUACAAACAAUAUGUCUUAUCAUGAGAUAAGAGGGGGGCACUGGAAGAUGGGGAGGACCAGAGAAGACAGGAUCAAACAGCCUUUUUACAUAAUGUGGAGGAUUAGCCCCUUAGAUUCCACAGUGAAUAUAACAAGCAUGCUUCACUGCCAGGGGCGGACUGACAACUCAUGAGGCCCCUGGGCAAUAGGGGAUCAUGGGGCCCCUGUGUCCUUGCCCAAACUCAAAAAAUGCCUAU
Messenger RNA from Staurois parvus, 307 nucleotides. Lineage: Eukaryota; Metazoa; Chordata; Amphibia; Anura; Ranidae. The record is from the annotation of a GenBank genome assembly.